AAUAUUUAUGAUGGCGGCUGCCGAUGCGGAACACCAGAAACUUAAGAGGAAAAUGUGCAAGAAGUUGAAUAGACUACGGGAGACCGUAUUAAAAAGGGAAAAUAUCUCAGUAGUUGAAUUUCCCACAUUGAUCUUGUGUGUAUGCAAUGGAGGGCUGGGCAACAGCGUUACCUAUGAGGAAAUGAUAGAGCUGUUCAGUCAUUAUGGAAGUAACUGUGAUGUGUUCAUGAUCCCUCGGAAGUCAUAUUCCUACGUGUGUUAUAGAUCAAUUGCUGAAAGUGAGGAGGCAUGUAAACAUCUGAAUGGACACAAAUUACCAGCCAACGAACAUAGACCAAAUGAAGUUGUCCUGUACACUUUCUUUGUUAAUGAAGUAGGACAGAGUGUGUCUCCAUCUAGAGACCGACCUCCGGGUCUGAUCCUGAUAGAGGAUGCUGUAACCGAGGAAUAUGCUGCAGAAAUUAUCAAAUCAGUAAAUUGGCAGGACAGUGAUAUCAAAGGUCAGCAGGGGCUUCUUAAGCAUCGUAGAGUGAAGCAUUAUGGGUAUGAGUUCAAGUACGAUAUAAAUAAUGUGGACCCUGAUGAUCCAUUACCAGAUGGUAUCCCAGAUGUAUACAAGCCUAUGUUGGACAGACUUCUGGACAAUGGUGUGAUCAAAUAUUAUCCUGACCAGCUCACUGUCAAUCAGUACCAGCCUGGACAAGGCAUUCCUCCCCAUGUUGAUACAACAACAGCAUUUGAAGAUGGUCUGGUAUCUCUUAGUCUAGGAUCACAGGUUUUAAUGGAAUUCAGGCAUCCAGAUGGUAGACAUUUGUCAGUUUUGCUGCCACCUCGAAGUUUGCUGAUAAUGACAGGUGAAUCAAGGUAUAUAUGGUCACAUGGGAUAACCCCUAGGAAAUCGGAUAUAGUUCCAUUACCAGAUGGUGGUCUCACACUGUUACAGCGAGGUGUGAGAACGUCAUUCACAUUCAGAAAAAUUACAGGAGCUAAACCUUCACAACAAAACAGUGAUAAGCCAAGUGUUCCAUGUGAUGAUUCUACUGCUGCAGAGCUUGAGAAGAAACAUGUAUAUCAGGUGUAUGAAGAAAUAGCAGACCACUUCAGUGGUACAAGGCACACACCUUGGCCUAAUAUUGCAGAAUUUCUAAAGCAGCAGGCACCAGGAUCACUCCUGGUUGAUAUAGGAUGUGGCAACGGGAAAUAUUUUGGGGUCAACAAAGACUUGUUUGAGAUAGGUUCAGAUAGGAGCUAUAACCUGGCCAAGAUAGUUCAAGAGAGAAAUUUUCAAGUUUAUGUUGGUGACAUCUUAUCUAUACCACUGAGAGAUGGAGUGUUUGAUGUGUGUCUAUGCAUAGCUGUUAUACAUCAUUUAUCAACUGAGGAGAGGAGAAGGCGAGCUGUGUGUGAGUUAUUGAAAGUUCUGAGACCAGGUGGACAAGCGUUGAUUUAUGUGUGGGCUAUGGAACAGGAGGUGAACAAAGUGAAGUCAAAAUACCUCAAAGAAAACAAGACAAGUGACAAAGCUGAGGAAAACAGUUUCUCUACACAUGAGUUGUCUGAAAAUUUGAACGAGUGCAAUGGUAAUAGUGAAUGUACUUAUCAUGGUACUGGUGAAGUUAGUAGAAAUACAUCAGAAAAGGAAGAAAGUAUGGAAAAUGAAACUUGUAACAAAGUAGGAAUUCAGGAGAAAACUGAACAGAAGAGUGAAUGUUCAAAUAAUGAUGACAAUUCUGAAGAAAAUGUGAGGACAGUUGCUUCGAAUUCUUCAAGUGAUCUUAAAACUUUAGAAGUACAUGUGAAUAGGACUCAGUUUAAACAGCAGGAUCUUCUGGUGCCAUGGCAACUGAAGAGUAAACAAACAAAAUCUGGUAGUGCUCCAACAUUUCAUAGAUUUUACCAUGUUUUUCAGAAAGGUGAACUGGAAGCACUAUGUGAAAGUGUAAAAAAUUGUAAGGUGAUAAAAAGUUACUAUGAUCAAGGAAAUUGGGCUGUGGUUCUAGAGAAAUUGUAGUAGAUACAGUUAUAUUACAGUCUGUGAUGAACCCAAUUAAAUAGAUAAAAGAU
Mercenaria mercenaria is the source of this 2064-nucleotide messenger RNA. RefSeq names its product alkylated DNA repair protein alkB homolog 8-like. Gene Ontology annotation, molecular function: tRNA binding; S-adenosylmethionine-dependent methyltransferase activity. Gene Ontology annotation, biological process: tRNA wobble uridine modification. Bases 8 to 2011 code for a protein of 667 amino acids. The record is from RefSeq and is a predicted model, not a curated record. Gene Ontology annotation, cellular component: cytoplasm; nucleus. The transcript has 11 exons. NCBI's taxonomy places the organism in Eukaryota, Metazoa, Mollusca, Bivalvia, Venerida, Veneridae.